UCGCGGUACUCAGUCUCAGAUGGUAAACGUCUACCGGUGUCCGCAGCACCGCGUUAAGUUAAACACACCUUUUGUCAUAUUCUAGUGUAGGCGGCAGGUGCGAAACAAAUGAUUCAACCUUGAAAUGAAGAACCGCCUGACUGAUUUAACACCCACCCGAGGUGACACGGCUCCAGUAGAGACCAAUGCUUUCCUAGAUCAAUUCCUCCCUAAGGUAGAUGAGGUUCAGAAACUUAUCCAGAGUAUUUCCCAUUCUGUGGGAGAGGUGAAGUCAAGGCAUCAUACUAUUUUGACAGAAAUCAACCCACCGAAGUAUGUGAGAGAGGAGCUUGAGCAGUUUAACAAUGAUAUCAAGAGGACAGCUGAUGUCGUCCAUGUUAAACUGAAAGGUUUGGAGGGAAAUUUGUGUGAGAAUGCAAAUAGUGGCUCUGUGUACUUCCGCAUCCAGAAUACCCAGCACACAGUUCUGUCACUGAGGUUUGCAGAAAUAAUGAACGUGUACAAUCAAGAACUUUUAUCUUUUCGAAAAAGCAGUAAAGAACAGAUUCAAAGACAGCUGGAGAUCAAAGGCAGAAUCCUCACCGAAGAGGAGACGGAGGUCUUGCUGCAGAGCAACAACUCUUCUGUUUUUACUUUAGAUAGUCUUCCUGGCUUCAACAUUACAGGGCAAACACUGAAUGAGAUCGAGUCACGGCAUAAGGACAUUCUCUGUCUGGAAGCCAGCAUUCGAGAGUUGAAUAACAUGUUUGUGGAUAUUGCAAUGUUAGUGAGCAGUCAGGGGGAAAUGGCCAACAAUAUUGCAAAGACUGUAAUGAAAGCUGAAAACUAUGUAGAACAAGGAAAAGAAACCAUGAAAGAUGCUGUGGUUUAUAAAAAAUCUUGGCGGAUACUCCCUCGCUUCCGCAGUUCAUUUAAGAGCAAAGCUAAAGCAGUGACCGAUGAUGGUUCCUGAGAACUUUACCCAGUGUCAUCAAGUGUUCAUGAAACUAUGACUAUUGUGUUCUGUGCAAAUGAGAGAUUCGUAAAGUUGAUCCUGUAAUCUGUAAAAAGCAGGACCACCUUUCCUUUCAUAACUGAAUUUCCACCAGGAUCUAAGUUAGACCUUUGUCUAUACAAACAAAUGUCUUGGUAGUUUCUCCGCAGCAUAGUUAAUAAUUACACUUCCUCUUAUGUGCUAUAGUUUUCAACUAAAAAUAGCAGCACUGACGGACGUCAAUAGCUAGAGUUGAAGUCAUGAAUUUCAUCUUUGUUUCUGUGUUGUUGUAUUUGCUUUUGUUGUUGUUUUUUUUUGUUUGAGAUGAGAUGGUGUCCAUUGGUUUCAUGGUACAUAUUCAAUGUUAUAACUUAAUUCCACUUGAUUUAUAUAGACGCUCUGAUUAUUAUAACAGAAUGUUGGCAGCUUUGCUUUUUUUAUUUUUAACCCUGCUGAAAAAACAGCAUUAUACCAGCAUGGACCAGCAUGGGAAUUAUGCUGGUCUGUGCUGGUUUAGCUGGUGGUCACCAACAUACCAGCACCAAAACACAACAUAUUCUGGUCUUGCUGGUAUGACCAGCAUGGGAUGCUGGUGCUAAUGCUGGUUUGGUGCUGGUUUAGCUGGUGCUAAUGCUGGUUUGGUGCUGGUUUAGCUGGUGUUCUGACCAAAACCAAAACACAAUUAUUCUGGUCUUGCUGGUAUGCUGUUUUUCAGCAGGGAAGUGAAUGAAGGAUGGGUCACAUACAAUAUACAGUACUUAAUCAGAUAUUGACAGGCCUUGACUAUGCUUGAGAUGCUUUUAUUGCUUGGUAAUGUAUUAAUGAUUGUAAAUAACAGUUGUGUAGAUUGCUAGAAAUGUAGGCAUUUCAAAUAAACUGGAAACACUGGAAGGA
This is a messenger RNA of Paramisgurnus dabryanus, 1867 nucleotides long. RefSeq names its product syntaxin 2a (gene stx2a). Gene Ontology annotation, cellular component: endomembrane system; presynaptic active zone membrane; synaptic vesicle. NCBI's taxonomy places the organism in Eukaryota, Metazoa, Chordata, Actinopteri, Cypriniformes, Cobitidae. Gene Ontology annotation, molecular function: SNAP receptor activity; SNARE binding. The record is from RefSeq and is a predicted model, not a curated record. Gene Ontology annotation, biological process: intracellular protein transport; synaptic vesicle fusion to presynaptic active zone membrane; exocytosis.